Messenger RNA from Acanthopagrus latus (yellowfin seabream), 2987 nucleotides. RefSeq names its product chondroitin sulfate proteoglycan 5a (gene cspg5a). The record is from RefSeq and is a predicted model, not a curated record. Lineage: Eukaryota; Metazoa; Chordata; Actinopteri; Spariformes; Sparidae. The transcript is spliced from 5 exons. Bases 531 to 2093 code for a protein of 520 amino acids. Gene Ontology annotation, biological process: nervous system development.
GGAGGGGGGGCAUCACCAGCCCUCUCCCCCUCCUCCUCCUCCCCAGAUGAUGUGAAGGCUGCCGGGCUGCGUUUCUGUUUGUUCCCUCUCAGCCACAAACGUGCCGAGCGCACCGAUCCGCUCCGAGCCAAACCAAGCCGAGCCGAGCCACGGCGUGCGUCUGCGCCCCCUGAACGCACCCCCCGCCUUCACCACUACAACCACCACCACCACCACCACUACUACUACCCCACCCCUCGCCUUCACCGUCUCCCACCGCCGUUCAGUGGCAAUGGAGCCGUGAGCAGCCUUCCUUCAGUGAGCGUCAGCGUGUGAACCAGCGGCGGAUCCGAGGACACAGCUGAGACCAGGCGGCUAUGGAGGAGCAGCGCAGGAAGGCUGGAGUCUAAAAACUGCUCGCAACAAACAAAACCCCUCCAGCACUUGUCCGGAUUACUUUUUGGCCGUCUGAACUCUUCCCACCACAGUUAGUCAGCAGGGAUUCUCUGUAUUUUUCUCAUCAUCUUAGGCUGUAUCGUUGCGCGGCGAGGAUGCAGGGGAAGGAGGCGAGCUUCUGCACGGGAUGCUGGAGACUAACGCUGCUGUCGUGCGUCCUGGCUCUGCACUUGAUCCCGGUGCCGGUCCACGGAAACGUGGUCGGGACCAAUGCCACUGAGCCGGAAAUCACGGCCAAUGUCACCUCCCUGCUCAACGAGGAGGAAGGUCCAGUCAAGGUUAACGAGGUGAGCAUUUCAGUCAGUCCCAUCAGCGCCGUGACCCCGAGGGCAGGCCGGAUCCCUCGUGCCGGCCCAGAAGAGGAGCAGAGCAGCGGCAUGUUCGGUGAGACGGUGGUUCCGACGGUGGAGGAAGUUGUCAUGCCAGCACCGUCCCAGCUCAUCCCUGAUUCUGCUGAGAAGGAGGACCUGCUGCCUGGCAGCCCACGCGGACCGGAGGUCAUGGAGGGCGAGGAGGAGGAAGAGGAGGAGGAGGAACGUCUGCCACACACCGACCCGCCUUGGAUUCACGACAAGGACACAGCCGUGUUUGACUUGGAUCGCCUUUUCACCACCACCGCCCCGCCCUCGACCGCCUCCAACCCUUCCAACCCCGACGUGGUCCGCGUGAACUUCUUCGACCCUUCCUCUCGUGGGCGCAACCUCGACCUGGCCCCACCCUCUCCCUCAUCACUGGCUCAUGAGUUGCAGGGCGGUGACCCCACUUCCUGGGCGAUGCCGGACAACUACGACUACCUCACACCCUACGAGGAUGGCGUGUCCCCGACUGCUGAUGAGUACACCUACAGCACCACCACUGACGCCUACGAGAGCGACGAAGACCUCCGGCUCCGCUCCAGGCCCCGGGGCCCAGGGUCCGGCUCCUUCAUCCCUGGGGGGGCAAUUCCUGGCGCAGGAGCUCCAGUACCAAACGUUCCUGCAGCGGCUCCUCCCGCGGCGGUAGACGGGUCAGACGGGAUGGGUGGAUGCCGCGUGGGCUACCAGAUGGUGAACGGAAGUUGCCGCUCACCCUGCGACACGCUGCCAAACUACUGCUUCAACGGGGGACAGUGUUACCUGCUGGAGGGCAUGGGAGUCUUCUGCAGAUGUAACGUCCAGGAUUACAUCUGGCACAAGGGCGCUCGCUGCGAGUCGGUGGUAACCGAGUUCCAGGUGAUGUGUCUGGCCGUGGGCGCCUCGGCUCUGGUGGUCCUGCUGCUCUUCAUGAUCAUCGUCUGUUUUGCCAAGAAGCUCCACGUGCUCAAGACGGAGAACAAGAAGCUGCGUAAACGCAGCAGUAAGUACCGGCCUACAUCGGAGCAGCACAAUGAUAAUUUCUCGCUGUCCACCAUCGCUGAGGGCUCCCACCCAAAUGUAAGGAAACUGUGCGACACCCCUCCUAACGUCCCUCAUGCCCGUGCAUUGGCUUACUAUGAUAACAUUAUCUGUCAGGACGAUCCUAAUUCCCAGAACAAGCUGGAGGACCCGGUGAAGGCCCCGACCAAGGAGGACGACUCCCUCAACAUCCACAACUCUCUGACCCCCAAACACGAGAACCACAAGGUCCUGGGCGAGGAGAACUCCUCGGAGGUAAACUCACUGCAGAACAACAUGAUGUGAAAACAAAACAAAAACAAAACAACCCCAGCAACCUGACAACACGACACUGAAAACGACAAAGGUGCGCCGGCAACGGGAGUCCCCCCCCAAACCCCUCCCUGCUGUCCGCCCGCCCGCUGCCGAGUGCGCCUAACCGGUCAACCAGUCAACCAACAAUCCAACCGACCAGCCUGUCAACGUACCAGCCAAUCAACCUGCAACUGUCUCCGACACGGCAACACUGCCACCAAGCGGCCCGGGCCGCUGCAAAAAAUCGUACACCACCACUACCACCGCUGCCGCCACUCCACCCCAGCUGAGAGUAACCCCUCCCCCCUCCACCAGCCGCACCCCGCCGCCGCCUUGCACCCCGCCCCCCCCAACAUCCACACACGCCCCUGUUUCGCAGCCCCGCCCCCCUUGUUGCUGUCACUCUACUCUCCCUUAUCUCUCUUACCUGCACACACACACACACACACACACACACACACACACGAAGCAUACACAUUGAAAAGAUGAAAACAUAAACACGCUUAUAUGUAAACACACACACACCUUCCCCUGCCUGCAUUGGUGUAUUUUGUAAAAAGAAAGAAAUCAUACAGAAGUUUAAAACGUACGUAAAACGUCAUUGUAAAAAAAAUAAUAAUAAUGAUAAUUAAGAUAAAGCUACUGAGAGGUUUUGAUGUUUGUCUGACUAAUCCAGUGAGUAUGUAUAAAUAUUGGAAAAAAAAAAAUUUGCUUGGAUUGAUUAUAAAAAGAAGCAACACAAUGUGUCUUGGUUUUCAUUGAUGUGAUUUCUAAUCCUUUGAUGUACUUGUUUUUUUGUUUUUUUUUGUACUUUUUUGGGACUUCGAACAGAGAAUAAACAAAACAAGAUUCAGACAGUUGUUGAAAUAAACCUUUUUAACAUGA